Molecule: messenger RNA, 13628 nt
Organism: Coregonus sp. 'balchen'
Lineage: Eukaryota; Metazoa; Chordata; Actinopteri; Salmoniformes; Salmonidae
Source: the annotation of a GenBank genome assembly
AGUGUAAAAACCCUAGAACAGGUAGGUAAGAGAAUCCUUACCACAUUAUGUUAUUGAUACAUCCAACCUGAACAUCACUGCUCUGUCUGUUUUCACUUACCCUUUUUCUUCACAUAUAUUAAUACCUUUUAUUUUCUGUUCCAACAUUAGGCCUACUCUGUUUAAAUUGAGUGGACUGGAACCAGACGGCAUCAGCCUAAAGUAGAUCCUUGGCAUCGAUAAGGAUCCUCUUCUCAUCUCCUAAUAAUAAUAAUAAUCCUAAUAAUAAUCUCCUCUCAGGUUCUACCUGACACCCUGACCUUUAACCCCUGACCCCCCCCAUCCAAUAUGGGUCUCCAAUCAGAGCUCCACUCCCUGCUCCUCCUCCCCCUCCACCUCCUGGUGUGGCUGUACUCCCUCCUUUCCUUCCUGCCCUGGUACUACCUCACCGGGGCUGGGGAGAAGAGAACGCAGGCCACACGGGUCAAGGCUCGCUCCACCUCCGGCCACUCCGAGGGGCCGUACCGCUGUGUAGACCGCUUCCAGAGCUUGGCCACAGAAGACUUCCCUGGGAAAGACACGCUGGACAAACUGUUCCAACAAGCCGUGCAGCGCUUUGGGAACUCUGACUGUCUAGGGACAAGAGAGGUACUGAGUGAGGAGAAUGAGCCCCAGCCCAGCGGAAAGGUCUUUAAGAAGGUAACCUACAUGCAUACACCUGUCGUAGUGCUGCAUACACCUGUCGUAGUGCUGCAUACACCUGUCGUAGUGCUGCAUACACCUGUCGUAGUGCUACAUACACCUGUCGUAGUGCUACAUACACCUGUCGUAGUGCGACAUACACCGGUCGUAGUGCUACAUACUCCUGUCAUAGUGCUACAUACACCUGUCAUAGUACUACAUACACCUGUCAUAAUGGUACAUACAUCUGUCAUAUUGCUCCUGCAAGUUGCUCUGAAUAAAAGCAUCUGCUAAAUGACUAAAACGUAAAGGUCGUAAUGCUACAUACACCUGUCGUAAUGCUACAUACACCUGUCGUAAAGCUACAAGCCUGUUAUAAUGCUACACGCCUGUAAUAAUGCUACAUAUCUGUCAUUGUUUAAUGCUACAUACCUGUCAUAAUGCCGCGUUCACGUGCUAGUCGGAACUAGGAAACUCUGACAUUUCUGACUGGUUGAAAGUGGCACGCGUAUAACUACAACCAAUUAGCAAGUCGGAAAUGUCAGAGUUUCCUAGUUCCAAUUAGUAUUUGAAUGCGGCAAUAAUGUUUCACACCUGUCUUAAUGCUUCACACCUGUCUUAAUGCUACACACCUGUCUUAAUGCUACACACCUGUCUUAAUGCUACACACCUGUCUUAAUGCUACACACCUGUCUUAAUGCUUCACACCUGUCUUAAUGCUACACAUUUUACAUUUUAGUCAUUUAGCAGACGCUCUUAUCCAGAGCGACUUACAGUUAGUGAGUGCAUACAUUUUUCAUACUGGCCCCCUGUGGGAAACGAACCCACAACCCUGGCGUUGCAAGCGCCAUGCUCUACCAACUGAGCUACAGGGGACUACUGUCACACCUGUCUUAAUGCUACACACCUGUCUUAAUGCUACACACCCGUCACAGUGCUACAUACGCCCGUCACUGUGCUACAUACGCCCGUCACUGUGCUACAUACGCCCGUCACUGUGCUACAUACGCCCGUCACUGUGCUACAUACGCCCGUCACAGUGCUACACACCCGUCACUGUGCUACAUACGCCCGUCACUGUGCUACAUACGCCCGUCACAGUGCUACAUACGCCCGUCACUGUGCUACAUACGCCCGUCACUGUGCUACAUACGCCCGUCACAGUGCUACACACCCGUCACUGUGCUACAUACGCCCGUCACUGUGCUACAUACGCCCGUCACUGUGCUACAUACGCCCGUCACUGUGCUACAUACGCCCGUCACUGUGCUACAUACGCCCGUCACUGUGCUACAUACGCCCGUCACUGUGCUACAUACGCCCGUCACUGUGCUACAUACGCCCGUCACUGUGCUACAUACGCCCGUCACUGUGCUACAUACGCCCGUCACUGUGCUACAUACGCCCGUCACUGUGCUACAUACGCCCGUCACAGUGCUACACACCCGUCACUGUGCUACAUACGCCCGUCACUUUGCUACAUACGCCCGUCACUGUGCUACAUACGCCCGUCACUGUGCUACAUACGCCCGUCACUGUGCUACACACCCGUCACUGUGCUACAUACGCCCGUCACUGUGCUACAUACGCCCGUCACUGUGCUACAUACGCCAGUCACAGUGCUACACACCCGUCACUGUGCUACAUACGCCCGUCACUGUGCUACAUACGCCAGUCACAGUGCUACACACCCGUCACUGUGCUACAUACGCCCGUCACAGUGCUACAUACGCCCGUCACUGUGCUACAUACGCCCGUCACUGUGCUACAUACGCCCGUCACAGGGCUACAUACGCCCGUCACAGUGCUACAUAUGCGUAUUGUUGUGCUCAGUUCACAUGAAGCUACAUAUGUCUUCUAAAUGUCUACAUAAAGCUGUCUCUCUUCGCAACACAUUAUCGUCACGCAGCUCUUGCUGACCUAAAAUAAACAAACAAGGAAGCACACUCUUCUUCUAUUCAAAUAGGAAAAGAGCGCCUGCUAAAUGACUAAAAGGUAAUAUGCAAAUAGACUAACAGGUGACAUUGUCUCCUGUCUUGCAGCUGAUUCUGGGGGAGUACCGCUGGCUGUCCUACCAGCAGGUAGACUCUGUAGUGAAUUACAUGGGCAGUGGGUUGGCAGCACUGGGCCAGCAGCCUAAGAGUAUGGUUGCCAUCUUCUGUGAGACCAGAGCUGAGUGGAUGAUCUCUGCUCAGGCCUGCUUCAGACACAACUUCCCAUGUGAGUACUGCACACUGGGGCUGCUUCCCAAAAUACCUAAAAUAGUGCACUAUAUAAGGAAUAGGGUGCCAUUUGGGGCACACUCUGGGAGGAAAUGGAAGGCUCAACAUGAGUAGUUGUAGCCAACGAAACAACAACAGGGCUUUCUUUCCAGAAAGUUUGAUUAAUCAAAGUCAUGUUGGCCUGGUGUUGGGAUAUCUAUAAAAUAUAAAGAUAUAUUUAAAUAGAGGUCCAGUUUAUUAAUUUCCAUUAGAUUAGAAUGCCUUUUGUUCGCUAACAAGGAAAUUCAUUUUGUUCAGGUCAGCACAUAACAAAUACAUUCAUACAAAUUCAGAGUACUCAGUCAUGUACCCAGUUCAGUACUCCGUCAUGUACCCAGUUCAGUACUCCGUCAUGUACCCAGUUCAGUACUCCGUCAUGUACCCAGUUCAGUACUCCGUCAUGUACCCAGUUCAGUACUCCGUCAUGUACCCAGUUCAGUACUCAAUUCACAGAAUUAGGAUGUAUAUAAUUCAAGAAUGUGCAUAAUUCCCAAUCAGUCCGGGAAGUACUGUGCUAGAAGAAGAGGUAGAAAAUGACCCUAACACGAUGUCCAAAGUGCACUGACGUUGCUCUGUGUUUGCACAGUGGUGACGUUCUAUGCGACACUGGGAGAGGAGGCGGUGGUGUUUGGACUGAACGAGACGGGAGUCACACACCUCAUUACCAGCACAGAACUACUGGAGACCACACUGAAGGUGAGCUAGAACCACCUGACCUAGAACAUAGAACCCUAGAACCUAGUACCUAGAAUGGAUCAGUUGGGUUGAAACAUGGUGGUGCCGCAGAGUUGAGGGUUUGACAGAAUAUACACUGAGUGUACAAAACAUGCUCUUUUCAUGACAGACUGACCAAGUGAAUCCAGGUGAAAGCUAUGAUCCCUUAUUGAUGUCACCUGUUGAAGGGGAGGAGCCAGGUUAAAGAAGGAUUUUUAAACCUUGAGACAAUUGAGACAUGGAUUGUGUAUGUGUGCCAUUCAGAGGGUGAAUGGGCAAGACAAAAUAUUUAAGUGCCUUUGAAUGGGGUAUGGUAGUAGGUGCCAGGCACACCGGUUUGUGUCAAGAACUGCAACGUUGCAGGUUUUUCACACUCAACAGUUUCCCGUGUGUAUCAAGAAUGGUCCACCAACCAAAGGACAUCCAGCCAACUUAACACAACUGUGGGAAGCAUUGGAGUCAACAUGGGCCAGCAUCCCUGUGGAACGCUUUCAACACCUUGUAGAGUCCAUGCCCUGACGAAUUGAGGCUGUUAUGAGGGCAAAAGGGAGGGUGCAACUCAAUAUUAGGAAGGUGUUCAUAAUGUAAACGUAUGUGUCAACUAGCCUCAAUUUUCAGUCUUUCACAUAUGCGUUGCAAUUAUUUCAAAUUGUCUGAGACUAUGUGCCAACCAUAGCUAAGUCACACGUCUGAAUCGGAAAUGUGUUUUUUGCAUAUCCCAACGCUCCCAGAGACGCCCUCAGAGAGUGGAGUCACAGCCAGGUAUGCAUUUCUACUAACUAAAUUAACUUUUCUCCUCCCUCUAUCCUUCACAGGGUGUUCUCGCUCAGAUCCCCAAGCUGAAACACAUCAUCUCUGUAGACCAGAGGAGGGUCAGUACAGAGGGAUACCCACCUGGUAUCACCAUCCACAGCAUGGCAUCAGUACAGGAGCUGGGGGCACAGCCUGACAACCGUGAGUAACACCAGUGUACUGCAUGAGGAACGCUAGAAAAUGACACAAAUAAUGUUAGAGCAUGGUUUUGGUCCAAACCAACACUAAAACACUUGAUUCAACUACUUAUCAAGACCUUAAUUGGCCGAAUCAGGUGUGUAACAGCUGUUGAACCAAUGGCUGUGUCUGUUACAGUGAAGUGAGACCUGUUGAACCAACAACUCUCUGUUACAGUGGCUAGGCCGGUGGUGAGUCCUCAGCCAUCAGACCUGGCUGUAGUGAUGUACACCAGUGGUUCUACAGGCAGACCCAAAGGAGUCAUGGUCGUCCACAGCAACAUCACUGCUGGAAUGACCGGACAGUGUGAACGCAUCCCUGGCCUGGGGUGAGUGACAGUUGGGUUUAGUUGUUUUACGGAUGGAGAAUAGACUCUCUCCCUCCCUGCCUCCAGAGGUACCCCCUUAACCCAUACCCAUAACUCAGGGGUUCUCAAACAUGUGAUAGAAAAUUCAUCAGGGACCCCCUCAUAAUCAGAACACAACUCGAGUGAGAUAAAAAUAGCAUACAAGGAGUUUUAAUAUCCAGGCUCUGUCGUAGCCGGCCGCGACCAGGAGACCCAUGGGGCGGCGCACAAUUUGCCCAGCGUCGUCCAGGGUAGGGGAGGGAAUGGCCGGCAGGGAUGUAGCUCAGUUGGUAGAGCAUGGCGUUUGCAACGCCAGGGUUGUGGGUUCGAUUCCCACGGGGGGCCAGUAUGGAGAAGAGAAAAAAUAAAAUAAAAUAUUCACUCACUAACUGUAAGUCGCUCUGGAUAAGAGCGUCUGCUAAAUGACAAAAAUGUAGAUGUACAUGUAAAUAUGACAUCGGCAGUGCAUGGCUGAACAAACAUUUUAAAGGCGGGCCUCUUUGAAUCGGAGAGAAAAUGUUGCAGUUUUCAAGCUCAUUUCCUGUAAUUCUACACAUUUUCUCAUGGGACAGAGAUUUUUUAAGUUGUUGCAGCUUUAAAGCUAAUACCCUGCAAUUCUACAAAUGUUUCCGUGAGGCAGAGAGAACUUUGCAGUUUUUAAAAUUACACUGCAUUUAUGGGGGGGAAUACAAGAAGUAUUGAUUUGAAAAUAUUGAAUUGGUGGUGUACUGUGGAUACCAAUAUCCCUGUGAGCCUCUCAGGCCCAUGUUGCCCAGGGUUAAGAACAGAAAUUGUAGAUUAAUAUUAUUACAUUGUAUUACACACUCUAAACGUAUUCCACGGAUCCCUUGGCCAAAAUUCAUUGUUAGUAAUAUUCAUUUCAACAACAACAAAACGUACUAUAUAUAUAUCUGUCCGCAGACCCCACUUUGAGAACCCAUGCUCCAACUGUAUCCCUAACCUUAACCCUGUUCUUCGUCUGGCCUAACGUCAUACAUACCUGCUCACUAAAACCCUUACUCUGACCCCUGACCCCAUGCAGUAUUAUAAUGUCUGUUCUCUCAGUCCUAAGGACUCCUAUAUAGCCAACCUGCAUCCUACCCUUAAACCGCUGACCCUAACGCUAACCCUGUUCUCUCUCAGUCCUAAAGACACCUAUAUAGCCAACCUGCAUCCUACCCUUAAACCGCUGACCCUAACGCUAACCCUGUUCUCUCUCAGUCCUAAAGACUCCUAUAUAGCCAACCUGCAUCCUACCCUUAAACCGCUGACCCUAACGCUAACCCUGUUCUCUCUCAGUCCUAAGGACACCUAUAUAGCCAACCUGCAUCCUACCCUUAAACCGCUGACCCUAACGCUAACCCUGUUCUCUCUCAGUCCUAAAGACUCCUAUAUAGCCAACCUGCAUCCUACCCUUAAACCGCUGACCCUAACGCUAACCCUGUUCUCUCAGUCCUAAGGACACCUAUAUAGCCAACCUGCAUCCUACCCUUAAACCGCUGACCCUAACGCUAACCCUGUUCUCUCUCAGUCCUAAAGACACCUAUAUAGCCUACCUCCCUCUGGCCCAUGUGUUGGAAAUGACAGCAGAAAUCUCCUGCAUGGCGUACGGCUGUCCCAUCGGUUACUCCUCCCCUCAGACACUCUCUGACCAGGUAAUGAAGGCUUGAUUUAAUCAGUGGUUUCCCUGUUAUUCUGUCUGCAAACUUUCACUGAAAAUAUUUUAAGCCUCUUCAUCCAGUCCUAUGUUGAUGUCCUCUCCUCUCUCUCCAGUCCUAUGUUGAUGUCCUCUCCUCUCUCUCCAGUCCUAUGUUGAUGUCCUCUCCUCUCUCUCCAGUCCUAUGUUGAUGUCCUCUCCUCUCUCUCCAGUCCUAUGUUGAUGUCCUCUCCUCUCUCUCCAGUCCUAUGUUGAUGUCCUCUCCUCUCAAAUCAAAUCAAAUUUUAUUGGUCACAUGCGCCGAAUACAACAGGUGCAGACAUUGCAGUGAAAUGCUUACUUACAGCCCUUAACCAACAGUGCAUUUAUUUUAAACAAAAAAAGUAAAAAUAAAACAACAACAAAAAAAAGUGUUGAGAAAAAAAAGAGCAGAAGUAAAAUAAAGUGACAGUAGGGAGGCUAUAUAUACAGGGGGGUACCGUUGCAGAGUCAAUGUGCGGGGGCACCGGCUAGUUGAGGUAGUUGAGGUAAUAUGUACAUGUGGGUAGAGUUAAAGUGACUAUGCAUAAAUACUUAACAGAGUAGCAGCAGCGUAAAAAGGAUGGGGUGGGGGGGCAGUGCCCUAUGUUGAUGUCCUCUCCUCUCUCUCCAGUCUUAUGUUGAUGUCCUCUCCUCUCUCUCCAGUCCUAUGUUGAUGUCCUCUCUCUCCAGUCCUAUGUUGAUGUCCUCUCCUCUCUCCCAGUCCUAUGUUGAUGUCCUCUCCAGUCCUAUGUUGAUGUCCUCUCCUCUCUCUCCAGUCCUAUGUUGUUGUCCUCUCCUCUCUCCAGUCCUAUGUUGAUGUCCUCUCCAGUCCUAUGUUGAUGUCCUCUCCAGUCCUAUGUUGAUGUCCUCUCCUCUCUCUCCAGUCCUAUGUUGUUGUCCUCUCCUCUCUCCAGUCCUAUGUUGAUGUCCUCUCCUCUCUCUCCAGUCCUAUGUUGUUGUCCUCUCCUCUCUCCAGUCCUAUGUUGAUGUCCUCUCCAGUCCUAUGUUGAUGUCCUCUCCUCUCUCUCCAGUCCUAUGUUGAUGUCCUCUCCAGUCCUAUGUUGAUGUCCUCUCCAGUCCUAUGUUGAUGUCCUCUCCUCUCUCUCCAGUCCUAUGUUGAUGUCCUUUCCAGUCCUAUGUUGAUGUCCUCUCCUCUCUCUCCAGUCCUAUGUUGAUGUCCUCUCCUCUCUCUCCAGUCCUAUGUUGAUGUCCUCUCCUCUCUCUCCAGUCCUAUGUUGAUGUCCAAUGUUGAUGUCCUCUCUCUCCAGUCCUAUGUUGAUGUCCUCGCCAGUCCUAUGUUGAUGUCCUAUGUUGAUGUCCUCUCCUCUCUCUCCAGUCCACUAAGAUAAAGAGGGGAAGUAGAGGAGACUCCUCUGUGCUGAAACCAACUCUGAUGGCUGCUGUACCGGUAAGACGACCCAUAUCUCUCUGUGGUUUACUGUACCGGUAAGACGACCCAUAUUUCUCUCUGGUUAACUGUACCGGUAAGACGACCCAUAUCUCUCUGUGGUUUACUGUACCGGUAAGACGACCCAUAUCUCUCUGUGGUUUACUGUACCGGUAAGACGACCCAUAUCUCUCUCUGGUUUACUGUACCGUUUGUUUGUUUGAACAGGAAAUCCUGGACCGCAUCAAUAAGAACGUGAUGAGUAAGGUUGGGGACAUGAGUUACAUUCAGAGGACGCUGUUCAACCUGGGAUACAACUACAAACUGGAGCAGGUCAAGAGGGGCUACGAUGCUCCUCUCUGCAACGCGUAACAACACUUUUUACCUCAUGACUAACAUGUGAUAUGUUGUAUUAAAACAUGUUUUCUGACGAUCACAUUAACCUAGAGGAGAAGUAUUAUUCGCAUGUGAAAUGAUUCAGUAUAAAUCACCUAAAAUAACAAGACAUGUAUCCAGAUAGGGAAUCAUACAUUAAACAGAAGUAAUCUCAGUGAGUGUUAGAGUAGAGUGUAUUGGUGUAUGUUUACAGUUCUGUGUGUCUGUGUCUAGGCUGCUGUUCAGUAAGGUGAGGAGGCUGCUGGGCGGCAGGGUGAGGCUGAUGUUGUCUGGAGGGGCUCCUCUUUCCUCCGCCACACAGAGGUUUAUGAACAUAUGUUUCUGCUGUCCUGUGGGCCAGGGGUACGGACUGACUGAAACCUGUGGAGCUGGCACCAUCACAGAGGGUAAGGGGAGGGUAUGGAGUGAGGCGGGCAGGUGGGGGUAGUAUGGAAAGCCUUUGCUUUACCUGCAUUACUAAAGGUUGUGUUCCCUCUAUUCCCUCUGUCCAGUGGCAGACAAAAGUACAGGUAGAGUCGGAGCUCCUGUCAUCUGCUGUGAGAUCCGACUCAGGGACUGGCUGGAGGGAGGCUACACCAAUCAGGACAAGCCUCACCCCCGAGGGGAGAUUCUGAUUGGAGGGCCUAACAUCACUAUGGGUUACUAUAGGAACGAGAGUAACAACCAGGACUUCUUUGUGGACGAGAAGGGUCAGAGGUGGUUCUGUACAGGAGACAUAGGAGAGAUCCACCCUGACGGAUGUCUACAGAUAGUGGGUAUGUAACCUGUGUCCGUUGGAGGAUCUUCUCAUUGUCCAUCAUAGGCAUAUACAUUCUAAUCUAGUGGGCAAAUGUCAUUUAACAGUUAAAGCACCUGUAAAAUAAGUAAUUUUAAAGCAAUAUCUUGCAUUGUGGUGUGUGUGUUAUUGUUAAUCAGACCGUAAGAAGGACCUAGUGAAGCUCCAGGCUGGGGAAUACGUCUCUCUGGGGAAAGUAGAAGCUGCUCUGAAGAACUGCUCCCUCAUCGACAACAUCUGUGCUUACGCUAACAGGUGAGCCCUAGCCCUAGAUGCUGAUCUGAGAUCAGUUUCACCUCUCUAGUGGUAGAGGUUUACAUUUGCAGAGGGUGAACUGGUCUUAAAGCUGUGCUUACUGGCAACGUGUAACUCCAGCUAUUUCAGAUCUCUCAGCCUGUAUGGGUGCUUCUAACCCAUGAACUCUGACCUUGGAUCCAUUCUUACCUCUGACCUCUAACCCCUGCAGUGAGCAGAACUAUGUGAUCAGUGUUGUGGUACCCAACCAGAAGAGGUUGACUGAGCUGGCCAGACAGAGGGGAGUGGAGGGGAGCUGGGAGGAGGUGUGCACCCACCCUGCCAUGGAGAAGGAGGUGCUGAAAGAGAUCAAGGAGGUGGCCACUUCAAGUAAGAACCCCUGGGUCCUAUUCAUUAGGGCAUACCGUAGCAAAACGUUUGGCAACAUAAACAAGGGUUUCUUAUUGGGAAAGGUUUCUGUCUGUUUUCUUACGUUUGGUCUAGUGAAUACAACCCUGAUGUCCAUUAGAUUGAUUUAGAUGUUUGGAUUGAUUUCGUCUCACUAGGCAGGUUUCCAUUGACCCAGGUUUAUGCAAAAAAAAAAUAUUGCGACGUGUGAUGGAAAUGGCAGAUGUAGGAUACAUUUUCGAAAGAUCUAAUACAUUUUUAUACGUUCGACGGGUGGAUUUUUAUAUUGUGGAACUUCCUUUAUUGCGACAAAUGAUGGUGGAAACUGUGUUUUUCUAAUAAAUUAUGAUGGCCGGAUAAUAUUGAAGGUACGCGGGGCACAUUAUGUUAUCAACUAUAAAGCUCCACUCCACGUUUCAUUCUAAAUGCCUACUGCUUGCAAAAUCCAUUUAUUCAACAAUAAAAAGUGUUUCUUUGCAGGACAAGGAUUGUCUUGACUUUCAGGAAUGCCUGAAUUGCUUCACAUUGCAAUUUGAAGUUUCACCAUCAAAUUGUUUCAGACCAGCUAGGCCUGCGUCAGUGCAAGUUACACCAUGGCACGGACCGUGGUGAUAAGUAGGCACAUGAGAAUUACUGUAUUGGAAGAUGGCAAAUAUUAGUCAAUUUUUGCAAUCUAUCCGUGCUGGUUUUUGCAGGCUACCUGAGACAUUAAAGAUCGGUAGGUGGGCAGGGUAUAGAGUACCACAGUAAGAGUCAUAAUACCCAUAAAACCUCGAGGUCAAACAGGGAAAUGGUUCCAAUUUGCUUUUCCACGAUUCAUUUUGCCCAAAGGAGAUUUUAGAAACAGUUAAAAUAAGGGCUGUGUUACGUGUAGGCUUACCUUGGCGUGAUGUUUUGAUAACUGUGUAAAUCUCUCUAGGACAAGGUGACUUUUAGCAAUAUAGUCGCCUGUAUUUAUCCCCAGAAAAUGUAACGCUAAUUAGCUGCUAAUGUGGCUAUCAUAAAGAACUACAGAUGCCAUGAUGAUCUGGACGAGACUGCCGAAUCGAGGCAAAGGUAAGAAUCUCUGGAUUAACGAUCUAAUGUUAGCUAAAUGUAGUAAUGAAUAAAUUGGCUACAUUUCUUUAAAUUGACAAUUAUUUGAACUGUCUUGUGCAAGUUUUAAAUUGACACAAAACCUGUUAGCAAAGAUAUCAGCUAGAGAUGAUGUGCAGGAGCUUGUAGGGAUUUGUAGUUUUGCAUGAUGUCUACUUUGAUGCUAAUUAGCAUUUUCCAAUCUGAGAGUAAAUAGAGAUGAAUAUAUUGAUAAAAGUCACCUUGUCCGAGAGAGAUUUACAUGGUUAUCAAAACGUCAUGCCAGGGUAAGCCUACACAAAACACAGCUCUUAUUUUAAGUGUUUCUAAAAUUCCCUAUGGAAAAAAUAAUAAUAAUAAUUGGAAAAACGAUUUGAACCAUUUCCCUGUUUGAUGGGUAUUAUGACACCUCCACUGUGUGGCUCUAUACAGGCUGUUGCCACUUUAUGAAUGCCAAUUUGCCUAAUAGGAUAACAGUUCAAGGGAAAUGCACCAUGGCAGGUAAUUGUUGCUUCCAAUUUCUAUGCAAACAUCCUAAAUGUUGACAAAAAUUUAAUGGAAACAUAGCUAUUGUCAGAUUUGUAAUGACCUUUCUCUCUCUCUCUCUUUCUUUUUCCUCUCCUUUAUCUUUCCUUCCUCCUCUAGUUAACCUCCAGAGGUUUGAGAUCCCAGUGAAGGUCCACCUCAGCCCAGAGCCCUGGACCCCUGAGACAGGCCUGGUGACUGAUGCCUUCAAGCUGAAGAGGAAAGAGUUAAAGAACCACUAUCUUCAGCACAUAGAGAGGAUGUAUGGGAGACAGUAAUGUAAUGACCUAAAACUUCACCUAAUGCCAAUAGGGCUCUUGUCAAAAGUAGUGCACUAUGUAGGGAAUAGGGUUCCAUUUUGGGGCGCAGACCUUGAGAGAUUCAUGGUGUGCAGGCUUUCGCUCAGCCCUGCUCUAACCCAUUUGAUUCAGCUAAUCAAGGUCUUGGUUACAGGUAGCCAAUUAGUUGAAUUUUGUGUUAGAGCAGGGUUGGAGCAAAAGCAUACACACAGUGUAUCUGUUCAGGAGGAGGGUUGGCUAACCCUUGACCUAAGCCAAAGUCGCCAACAUUCCACUGUUAGUUUAUAUAGCCUCAGUCCGUGCCAGUCAUGUUUCUGCUUCAGCUGACUUGUCGGCAUCUUGUGGCACCCUAUUCCCUAUGUAGUGCACUACAUUUGACCAGAGCCCUAUGUGCCCUGGUCAAAAGUAGUGCACUGCAAAGGGAAUAGGGUGUAAUUUGGGACGGCGAUGAUGAGAAACCAUUCGGUACCCAGGCUACUGUUCUUGGUGUGUAUAUAAAGAAUAUCCCUAUUAGCCAGUUAUUUGUGCUAAUAAUGUACUUGUAAAAAACAUUGCACUCAAGCACGUCCAGUUCUGACCUCCAUCGUUGUCAUUAGGAAAAGACACUGAUGAGUCUGAACUGUAGAUGGGAAAUUUAUUUAUUGGGAAAUCAAACUUGAAGCUGAUCCAGCGUUAUAGAAGUGUAUGUUUCUAGAAAAGUCCUCUCACUAACAAACAAAUGGAACAUUGAGGAAAUGGAACCAUUCCAAGUCAUUGCUUACCUGCCAUUCCACCUAAGCUCUUUGUACCCGAUUUGUAACUGAUGUAUUUUUUAAUAUCUAUGUAGUCUUUCUCUCUGUGGGUUCUGUAAAGACGUUGUUGCUCAUCAGAUUUGGCCAAUGUAUGUAUGUAUAUGUAUAUACACACAUCUCUCUACCUAUAUAUCAUGUUAUGUAGUUGAGAAUGUUCUGCUGCCCUCUAGUGGUAAGAUGGCAGUAGCGACAUUACUGUGCCUUCCCGUGCUCUCACUUCCCAGUGUCUUAAGUUUUGGUUAUAUUUAUUUAGAAUCAUGUUACGUCCAUCCAUUGCUUUAGAAAAGCCAAGGUAUAUUUUAAGACUAAAUAAGCAUUCAGACUUGAACAAUUCGGUUUAUUUUAUUUUUUGUACAUUCUAUUCCUAUCAAAUAUGUUAUUUGGUUGUAUCGCUUUGCAUAUGUCACACCAAAUGUGUCACUCAGGAAACUUAAAAUAGCAGAUAUUUAAUAUAUUAUUUGGCCAGGAGUAUAGACCACAUGGGCAAUAGCAAUAGAUGUCUUUACCUGAAUACUCAAAGUAAUGUUAUGAGGAUAGUAAGAUAUUUUCACGUUAUGUCACAACAGUAAGCAGGUCUGUAAUUAACAUUUGAGAGUCCAGUCCACUUCUUUCUCCAAAUACUUUCCGUCUUUGUUUGAAAAAUUGUUAUUUAUUCCAUUCUGGGGGUCACAUGCUUUUGGGGACAUUGGUGAAUAAAAAUGUUUUGUAUUUGACUACUUCGUAUUUAUUUUAUUACAAAAGUCUUUAGGUACACAGUGUAACUGGCAUUACAAUAAAGACCUAAUCUUAAAGCAGGGUUGUACUCAUUAGGCACCAAACAGACUGAAACGUGUCCAAUAAGAAAUGCUUGUUUUCGUAGCUCGUUGCAAUUUGUUUUGCUAUUGUGUGCCCUAAUGAACACGACCCUAAAACCAGAUUAAAGUAGGCCUCAGCUACUCCAGUCCUGAAAGCGGAAACAGUCACUGGCGAUCUUCCAGACAGGCUGAUCACUGGUGGGCGACGCCUGGGCUGUGAGGAGGAAGUUCUGAUUGAAGUAGCGCUGCUUUUGUCCGUCAAACUUCACCUGUCCUGCCGUCACCACCAGCAGCGU